AUCAGUGCGGAGAAUUUACGUGAGGUGAGUAAUGUUUUAUGUCCAUGUCGCACCUACUCCCAUAACAAUUGGGAACUGUACUCUCGAAAUUGUCGACGAGUACGUCUACGUCGGACAAAGAAUCCAGUUAGGCAGGUCCAAUUUCGCGAAAGAGGUCACUCGUCGAAUCCAACUCGGAUGAGCAGCGUUCGGGAAGCUCCGUAAAAUCUCGUCCCAAAUACCGCAGUGUCUGAAGUUGAAGGUUUUCAACCAGUGUGUAUUGCCAGUGAUGACUUACGGUACGCAGACGUAGUCGCUAACUAUGGGCCUUAUGAGAAAGCUCAUGGUCGCUCAGAGGAUAAUGGAGAGGGCUAUGCUCGGAGUUUCGUUGCGAGAUCGAAUCAGAAAUGAGGGAAUUCGUAGGAGGACCAAAGUCAUCGACAUAGUCCAAAUUAUUGUGAAACUGAAGUGGCAGUGGGCAGGGCACAUAGUUCGACAGACAGAUGGCAUAGCCCUUGGGGUAGUAAAGUCCUCAAAUUGCGACCACGUACCGGAAGACGCAGUGUUGGUAGGCCCCCCACAAGAUGGACCGACGAUCUGGUCAAGAUCGCUGGAAUACGUUGGAUGAGGGCAGCACAGGACCGAUCGUCGUGGAAGCUUUGGGGUAGGCCUUUGUCUUUUGUAGUCGUCUUCCGGCUGAUGAUGAUGAUGAUGAAGUAAUGUUUUUAUGUACCUUGAUUAUGACUCUGAACAAGCUGGCAGGUAGGCAUGCGAUCGUAGUACAUACUAACACUACUCAAUCGUCCACAUUUCGUUCCUUAGAAAAUACGUUAUGUCUGGUGGCAAAAUGUUUAUUAUGUAAAUGUUAAUUAUUUCAUAAUGUCACAGUCUUAAAUCAUAGCGAAGUGACUAGAGCAGUAAAUGUUUGUCCGGGUUUGAAUUUGUGUUACAAUUAUGGAACUGUACAUUUCGGGGCUUAGAGUCGUUUACAAGAUCAUUCACUAUUUAAUUUUGCUACCAUACGAUGCUAAAUAGUUGCCCUGAGUAAUUGUAAUGAUUAGAUAGUAUUAUUUUUUUCAACCCAUCUAUUCGAGACCGACGCGGUUCGCCUUUAAGUGCACACAAAGGUAGUGUUUUCUAAAAGAAACUUUUAGCGGGCAGUGAUGAGUUUUUUAACCCUCUUUAUAACAUGCCACAAGAAAUUGGUACUUAUUUGAAGUAACCAGAUAUCAAGCUGUAUACAGACAUUGUUUUCGUUGUUCUUCUGCUACCCUUUUGGCAGAUUCUGGAGCGGAUUUAAAUGUUCUCAAGCGACAUGGAGGAUGGAAGUCGAGUGCUGUAGCAGAGGGGUAUAUAGGAGAUGCCAUUGAGAACAAGGCGAAAACAUUUGAACGCAUUGUGGAAUACAUUAUAUUGCAACCUUCAGUUAAUCCAUCCAUUCCACUGUCACCGUGCCUAUCUACAUUCAAACAACGAGAUUCACUUUCCUCAAAAUAAGCAAGAUUCAGACAUUAUUUCAAACACGUAGAAUAUAAAAUGUGCAACAAUCUCUAUUUGCGAAAAUGUCUCAAAUGUGAAUAUAAGUUUUUAGAGACUGAGGGUUUGCUGGUUAAAUAAAACAACUGCUGACGAUUCUUGAGUAAAAUGAGGAAUAUAUAUUUCGAUUCAGCUGGCUAUGGAUGCGGUAUUCGACACUUGCAGAUGGGCUGCAUGUGUCUGACGAUGAUCGCUCUCUUCAUAGCGCGCGGCAGCAUGGGUGUCGCAGUACUCGCUAUGACGGACACCAGGCGGAACAAUUCUAAAAUAGAGGUAUAUGACUGGGACAAGAAGACUCAAGGCCUGAUACUAUCGUCGUUCUUCUGGGGUUAUAUUUUAAUGCAGAUUCCAGCCGGCAUCAUCGCCCGGCGGUACGGCGGGAAGCCCGUGAUGCUGUUCUCUUUACUGGCUAACGGAUUUGUGUGCGGACUCCUUCCUUCACUAGUGAAAGUUGGUGAUUGGAAAAUUGUGUGCGCAUGUCGGAUGGUGAUGGGGCUCACGCAGGCAUGCCUCUUUCCCGCCAGUCACACCAUGCUGGGCCGCUGGCUGCCGGCCCAUGAAAGAACUUCAUACACAGGAAUUGUCUAUUCAGGUCCACAGAUAGGCAUCAUGAUCGGCAUGCCACUAUGCGGUAUCCUGUCGGCCACUGCCAUGGGAUGGAAGCUCAUCUUCUACACGAUAUCAGCCAUCAUGUUUCUUCAAGCGGCCGUCUGGUGGUACUUCGCUGCAAGUACUCCCGGUGACCACAAGAUGAUAAGCAAGCCUGAAAAAGAAUAUAUUGAAAAGGCCCUAAACACUGCCCGUCCAAAGAAAUUUCGGACUCCGUGGCGUUGCAUCCUUACAACAAAAGCGUUUUGGGCGGCAUUGGUCGCUCACUCUGGGUGUUCAAUGGUGUACGUGUUAUUCUUCACGGACAUGGCCACCUAUCUGGAGAGAGGACUGCACAUCAGUUUGAGUAACAGCGCGUCGCUGUCUGCGCUGCCGUACAUCGGGAUGUUGGUAGGGAACGUGGCGACAUCUAUGGUGUGCGAGAGGUGGUACAACAAGGGCACGCUACGAAUGGUUACUCUAAGAAGACUGUUUAACUCAUUAGGUGUGGUCGGGGCGACGGGCGGAUUGCUCGCGUUAUCCUUCGUGGGCGGCGAGCGCCCGACCGCUGCCAUCGUGAUCCUGGUGGUCAUGCACACCAUGUGCGGAUGUUUUUCAGCUACUUUUACGAUGAGCUACCUGGACCUCUCUCCGAACUACGCCGGGUUGAUGUUGUCCAUGGGUAACUCAACCACAACCAUUGGAGGAGUUCUAUCGCCUAUCUUAACAAGUAUCAUUUUAAAUAAUGACCCAACUGACCUGGCAAGAUGGCGUAUCGUAUUUCUCCUGACGGCAGCAGUGGGUGUGAUCAGCAACAUCGUUUACGUGCUGUUCAUCAGCGCUGAUCUGCAGGAAUGGGAUGAUCCCAACUACCGCGAGAAGAAGAAGGGCGAUCCGGAAGGAGUCAAGCCACCACUUUUAUCUGACGAAAAAAUAUCUUUUAAGGAAAUACUAAACAAAGAUGAAGACUGAUAUUGAUAAUUCGUAUUUUAGUAAUUGUAAAAUAAUAUUAAUUAUAAUAUAACAA
Molecule: messenger RNA, 3130 nt
Organism: Leptidea sinapis
Lineage: Eukaryota; Metazoa; Arthropoda; Insecta; Lepidoptera; Pieridae
Product: putative inorganic phosphate cotransporter
Exons: 11
Coding region: 1624-3075 (483 amino acids)
Biological process (GO): monoatomic anion transport; transmembrane transport
Cellular component (GO): plasma membrane
Molecular function (GO): transmembrane transporter activity
Source: RefSeq, a predicted model, not a curated record